This is a messenger RNA of Danaus chrysippus (African queen), 1317 nucleotides long. The record is from the annotation of a GenBank genome assembly. NCBI's taxonomy places the organism in Eukaryota, Metazoa, Arthropoda, Insecta, Lepidoptera, Nymphalidae.
AUGCCUGAAGUCGAUCCUUACGGCACUGUACAACCACACACAAUCAUACGACAGCAUUUAGACUACAACCAUUGUCAGCAUCUGCUUAAUCCAGAGCUAAGGAUAAAUGCUCAAAUUGCAAAGAUUUCAAAAAAUGUGGUGGCCGCAUCAAUAGCUCUCCAUAACAAAGUCUCGCAGGUAUUCCUACCAACGGCUAUUAAAUUCCAUUACAUAUUCAACUUGCGAGAUUUAUCAAACGUCUUCCAGGGUUUUCUAUUCAGUACAAAUGAAUGCUUAGUAAAUCCGUCGGAUCUAAUACGUCUUUGGCUACACGAAACACAUAGAGUGUAUGGGGACAAACUAACAGAAGAUAAAGACAUUGAUGCCUUCCUGAAAAUGCAAGUCGAUCUUUGUAAGAAAAAUUUUGAGGAUAUAGAUGAAGGAACAGUGUUUGAGCGUCCCAAUAUUUACUGUCAUUUUGCGGGAGGAAUCGGAGAGCCAAAAUACAUGCCUGUAGCGUCAUGGGUACAACUUAAUAGGCUUCUUACUGAGGCGCUUUCAAGUUACAAUGACCUUAUUGCAGCUAUGAAUCUUGUUUUGUUUGAAGAUGCUAUGAUGCACAUAUGCAGAAUAAGUCGGAUACUUGAAAGUCCCCGUGGAAGUGCUCUUCUUGUUGGAGUUGGUGGAUCUGGAAAACAGUCGUUAUCUCGUUUAGCAGCUUUUAUUUCCAGCCUAGAAGUGUCUCAAAUUCAACUUAAGAAGGGAUAUGGUGUAUCCGAUUUGAAGAACGAACUUUCCAGUUUGUAUAUAAAAACUGGUCUCAAAAAUGUUGGUAUAAUGUUCCUGAUGACUGAUGCUCAAGUAGCCAAUGAACAGUUUUUGGUUUUAAUAAACGAUUUGUUAGCCUCCGGUGAAGUAGGUGAUUUGUUCCCCGAUGACGACAUGGAGAAUAUUAUUGCUGGUGUUAGAAAUGAGGUUAAAGGUGCGGGCCUGCCAGAUACUCGUGAAAUUUGUUGGAAAUUCUUUAUAGAUCGUGUUCGUAAGCAACUCAAGGUUGUAUUGUGUUUUUCGCCCGUGGGAUCUACAUUAAGAGUCAGAUCUAGGAAGUUCCCGGCUUUGAUUAAUUGUACAUCAAUCAAUUGGUUCCACGAAUGGCCUCAAGAAGCUUUGGUCUCUGUAUCUAUGAGAUUUUUAGAAGAAUUAUCGGUUUUACCUAUAACUUUAAGAGAUUCAGUAUCAAGGUUUAUGGCGUAUGUACACACAUCAGUAAAUACUAUAUCAAAAGCUUAUCUUCAAACGAGAGGAGAUACAAUUAUACAACCCCGAAGAGUUAUCUAG